AUGGAAAAUAAUUUUCAAAAUAUAAGAAUUUCCUCAAAUAAUACAAAUACUAAUAAUAGUAAUAAUAACAACAACGAUAACGAUAAUGAUAAUGAUAUAGAAAAUAUAGAAAAUAAUUUUAAUAAUAUAUCAGAUCAAUUGGAAAAUGAAUCAAUUAAGUUUAUUUCAAAUUUAGAUAAUCAUAAUAAAGAUAUUGAACUAGGAGAAAGGAUUGACGAAGGGGAGGAGUAUUUCAAACUAAGACAAUAUUUUGAAAAUUCACAAAGGCAACAAAUUCAAAUUGGUGGGAAACCAAAAAAAAUGGGUGUUUCAAUAAAAAAUUUAACAGUUGUUGGUCGAGGCGCAGAUAGCUCAAUCAUAGCUGAUAAUUUAACACCUUUUAAAGGUAUUCUUAAUUUAUUUAAUCCUCUUAAAUAUUUUAAAGAAAAUAAAUUUUUAACAUUUAAUAUUUUAAAUGAUAUUAAUAUGUUUGUUGAAGACGGAGAAAUGCUUUUAGUUUUAGGCCGUCCAGGUGCUGGUUGUAGUACCCUUCUUCGUGUUAUUUCAAAUCAAACAGAGUCUUACAUUGAUGUCAAAGGUGAAGUAAAAUAUGGUAAUAUUCCAGCAGCUGAUUGGAAAAAUAAAUAUCGUGGUGAAACACUUUAUACACCAGAAGAAGAUAUCCAUUUCCCCACUUUAUCUGUAAAAGAAACUUUAGAUUUUACUUUAAAAUUAAAAACUCCAUCACAACGUUUACCAGAAGAAUCCAAAAAGAAUUUUCGUAAUAAAAUUUAUGAUUUAUUAGUUGGUAUGUUCGGUUUGGUUAAUCAAAGGGAUACCAUGGUUGGAAAUGAGUAUAUCAGAGGUUUAAGUGGAGGUGAGCGUAAAAGAAUCACCAUUACCGAAGCUAUGGUUUCUGGUGCAUCAAUUACAUGUUGGGAUUGUUCAACUAGAGGUCUUGAUGCUGCAUCAGCAUUUGAUUAUGCCAAGUCUUUAAGAAUAAUGUCAGAUACAUUAAAUAAAACUACAAUCGCAUCAUUUUAUCAAGCUUCAGAAAGUAUUUAUAAUCUUUUUGAUAAAGUUUUAAUUUUAGAUAAAGGUCGUUGUAUUUAUUUCGGUCCAGUUGGUUUAGCAAAACAAUAUUUUUAUGAAUUGGGUUUUGAUUGUGAACCAAGAAAAUCAACACCAGAUUUCUUAACUGGUGUUACUAAUCCACAAGAACGUAUUAUUAGAUCAGGUUUUGAAGGUAGGGUUCCAGAAACAUCAGCAGAUUUUGAAAAUUCUUGGAAAAACUCAAAACUUUAUUCUAAAGCUUUAAAUGAUCAAGAUGAUUAUGAAAAGAGAGUCGAGGAACAAAAACCAUCAAUCGAAUUUAAGGAACAGGUUUUAAAUGAAAAAAGUAGAACCACUUCAAAGAAAUCACCAUACAGUUCUAGUUUUAUUGGUCAAAUUUGGGCUUUAACUAACAGACAGUUUCUCUUGGUAUAUGGAGAUAAGUUUACAUUGGUAACAGGUCUUUUAACAGUCAUUAUUCAAAGUUUUAUUUAUGGUGGUAUUUUCUUUCAACAAGAAAAGAGUGUAAAUGGUUUGUUUACCAGAGGAGGAGCUAUUUUCUCAUCAAUCAUUUUCAAUUGCAUCCUUACUCAAAAGGAAUUAAUCAACUCAUUUACUGGUCGUCGUAUUUUAUUGAAGCACAAGAGUUAUGCAUUAUAUAGACCAGCUGCUUUCUUUUUAUCUCAAAUUUUUGUUGAUAUUCCAUUUGCACUUUUUCAAGUUUUCCUCCAUUCAAUUAUUUCUUAUUUCAUGUAUGGUUUAGAAUAUAAUGCCGCCAAAUUCUUCAUUUUCAGCUUCACUUUGGUUGGUGUUUCAUUAUCAAGUGGUGCUCUAUUUAGGGCAUUUGCAAAUUUUACUCCAUCCCUCUUUACUGCUCAAAAUUUAAUGAACUUUGUUUUCAUUUUUAUGGUUAAUUAUUUCGGUUAUACUAUUCCUUAUGAUAAAAUGCACCCAUGGUUUAAAUGGUUCUUUUGGGUCAAUCCACUUGGUUAUGGUUUCAAAGCAUUAAUGAUUAAUGAAUUAGAAGGUCAAAGUUUCCCAUGUGAUUCAAAUGCUAUUCCAGGCAAUGAUUUCUUGUAUCCAAAUAGUACCCAUAGAAUUUGUCCAACCCCAGGUGCCAUAGAAGGUGAAUUAACUGUUCGUGGUGAAGAUUAUAUCUAUAAUGCUUUCCAAUUCAAAGCUUCAGAAAAAGCUAUUGACGUUAUUGCCAUUUAUUUAUUAUGGUUAUUCUAUAUUGCAUUGAAUGUUUUUGCAAUUGAAUUUUUUGAUUGGACAUCCGGCGGUUACACUCACAAAGUUUAUAAAAAGGGAAAAGCACCAAAGCUUAAUGAUGUUGAAGAAGAGAAAUUACAAAAUAAAAUUGUUCAAGAAGCUACAAGCAAUAUGAAAGAUACUUUAAAGAUGGUUGGCGGUAUCUUUACUUGGGAAAAGAUUAAUUAUACAGUUCCUGUUCAAGGUGGAGAAAGAUUAUUAUUAGAUAAUGUUAUGGGUUGGAUCAAACCAGGUCAAAUGACUGCUUUAAUGGGCUCUAGCGGUGCUGGUAAAACCACUUUGUUAGAUGUAUUGGCAAAAAGAAAAACAAUUGGACAUGUAGAGGGUAUUUCUCUUUUAAAUGGUAAAACAUUAGAGAUUGACUUUGAACGUAUUACUGGUUAUGUUGAACAAAUGGAUGUUCAUAACCCAGGUUUAACUGUUCGUGAAGCUCUUAGAUUCUCUGCUAAACUUCGUCAAGAUCCAUCAAUUCCAGUGGAAGAAAAAUUUGCUUAUGUUGAGCAUGUUUUAGAAAUGAUGGAAAUGAAACAUUUGGGUGAUGCCUUGGUUGGAAAUUUAGAUACUGGUGUUGGUAUAUCAGUUGAAGAAAGAAAGCGUUUAACAAUUGGUCUCGAGUUAGUUGCUAAACCACAUAUUCUUUUCCUCGAUGAACCAACCUCUGGUCUCGAUGCUCAAUCAUCUUAUAAUAUUAUUAAGUUCCUCCGUAAACUUGCAGAUGCUGGAAUGCCAUUGGUUUGUACAAUUCAUCAACCAUCAAGUGUAUUAUUUGAACAUUUUGAUCGUUUAUUAUUAUUAGCUCGUGGUGGUAAAACUGUUUACUUUGGUGAUAUUGGUAAAAAAUCAGCAACUUUAUCAGGAUUUUUACAACGUAAUGGUGCUCGUCCAAUGAUGGAUGACGAAAAUCCAGCUGAAUAUAUGCUAGAAUGUAUUGGUGCAGGUGUUCAUGGUAAAACUGAUGUUGACUGGCCAGUCGCAUGGACCCAAUCACCAGAAUAUCAAAGUAUUCAACAAGAACUUCAAUUAUUAAAAACCCCAGAAGAAUUAGCCAAAUACUACUAUUCUGAAAACUCUGGUAAAAAAGAAGCUCAACCAAGAGAAUUUGCCACCUCCUUCCUCACUCAAUUUUUUGAAGUUUAUAAACGUCUAAACCUUAUCUGGUGGAGAGAUCCAUUCUAUUCAAUUGGUUCAUUCUCACAAUCGAUUAUCUCUGGCUUAAUCGUUGGUUUUACUUUCUAUGGUCUCGAUGGUCAAGUUUCUUCAUCAGAUAUGAAUCAACGUAUUUUCAUGUGUUGGGAAGGUAUGAUUCUCUCAGUUCUCUUAAUUUAUUUAGUUUUACCACAAUUCUUUAUUCAAAAAGAAUACUUCAAAAGAGAUUUUGCAAGUAAAUAUUACUCUUGGCAUGCAUUUUCCCUUGGUAUGGUUGUUGUUGAAAUCCCAUAUGUCAUCAUAUCAUCAACUCUUUUCUUUGUUACUAGUUUUUGGACAGCUGGUUUACAAACUGGUGUUGCAAGUAAAGAUUUUUAUCUUUGGUUAAUUCACACAUUAUUUAGUGUUAAUAUUGUUGCAUUUGCUCAAGCAUUAGGUGCCGCAUGUGUCAAUAUUGCUAUCUCUAUGGCUGUUCUUCCAAUUGUUUUAAUUUAUAUUUUCCUUUUAUGCGGUGUUUUAGUUCCACCACCACAAAUGUCCAAGUUUUUUAGCGGCUGGUUAUAUCCACUCAACCCAGCUGGUUACUUCCUUGAAGGAUUUAUUACAACUGUUUUAGAACCAAUCAAAGUAAUUUGUAGCCCUCAAGAUCUUGUUAAAUUUACCGCUCCUGAAGGAAUGACUUGUGAAACCUACUCAGAACCAUUCAUUUCAAACCCAGCUACAACCGGAUAUGUAACAUCAAUUAACAAUAGCACAAACGAAUGUGGUUAUUGUAUUUAUAAAAAUGGUGCUGACUAUUACGAAAAUGAAUUACAAUUUGACUAUGCUCAUCGUUGGAGAAACUUUGGUAUCUUAUGUGCUUAUUGGGGAUUCAAUAUAUUAGCUGUUCUCUUCUUUGUUUAUUUAACCAGAAAACAAAUUAGAUAA
This is a messenger RNA of Dictyostelium purpureum, 4377 nucleotides long. RefSeq lists its product as uncharacterized. Gene Ontology annotation, molecular function: ABC-type transporter activity; ATP hydrolysis activity; ATP binding. Lineage: Eukaryota; Evosea; Eumycetozoa; Dictyosteliales; Dictyosteliaceae. Gene Ontology annotation, cellular component: membrane. The record is from RefSeq and is a predicted model, not a curated record. The transcript is spliced from 11 exons. The coding region runs from base 1 to 4377 and encodes 1458 amino acids. Gene Ontology annotation, biological process: transmembrane transport; aggregation involved in sorocarp development; sorocarp morphogenesis.